AUGACCAUCGGAAUCUGGAUUGUGGUUUUAAGGAAGAAAACAAAUAAGGAAGAAGAUGAGGAGGAUUACAUGGAUCAAGUGUCAGGAAGGCCUAUGAGAUUUUCUUAUGAAGAGCUGAAGACAGCAACUGGGAAUUUCCAGAAAAAACUCAGAGAGGGAGGAGUUUACAGUGGCAUUAAUGGAGACAUUGCUGAACCAGUCGAUUUAUUUGCAGAUUUUUUGAGUGCAUGUGAUUAUCCCAAUGUCUGUGGCAAUUUUGGGCUCUGCGUGAAUGGACAAUGUUCUUGUCCUAGUGGAUUUCGAGCUGACGUUUCAAAUGAUCAAAUAUACAAUGGAUGCGUGGAAAUUAGCCCGACAACGUGCACUGAUCCUCGUUCCCAUGGAUUCCUGCCGCUUGCAGAUGUGUAUUACUUUAACUAUGUCGAUAAUGAUGCUGUAGUCCUCAAAGGAACCAAUGUGGAGAGUUGCAUAGAGGCAUGCUUGAAAAACUGUUCCUGCAAAGCUGCUCUAUUUCGAUAUUUUAAUUAUGUUUCACACGGGGACUGCUUCUUACCCUCCCCUGUAUUCUCACUUAUAAGUGAUGGAAAGGAAAGAAAUGUUUACCAGUCUUCUGCAUUUAUCAAAAUUUCGAAAGAUACGGCUAACGUAGCAGGGACUUCUGCAUCUCUUGGCCGAAGUGGGAUAAUAGCAGGAUCUAUUUCUGGAGCAGGGUCUUCUACAUCUCCUGGCCGAAUUGGGAUAAUAGCAGGAUCUAUUUCUGGAGCUCUAGCUAUCACUUUAAUGACCAUCGGAAUUUUGAUUGUGUUUUUCAGGAAGAAAACAAAUAUGGAAGAAGAUGAGGAGGAUUACAUGGAUCAAGUGUCAGGAAUGCCUAUGAGAUUUUCUUAUGAAGAGCUGAAGAUAGCAACUGGGAAUUUUCAGAAAAAGCUUGGAGAGGGAGGGUUUGGAUCAGUUUUCGAAGGAAUUCUAAGCGAUGGAGAGAGAAUUGCAGUGAAGCGCCUUGAUGGUUUAGGCCAAGUCUGUGGAAGGAAAAACUUGGAUCGUUCGCAACCUGAGGAAUUCAUGCAUUUACUUAGUAUGUUUAUGAAACAGGCAAAGGAGGAUCAACUGAUCGAUAUGGUUGACAAAAACAGUGAUGAUAUGAACUCAAAUAUCUCAGAAGUUAUUCAGAUGAUGAGACUUGCAGUUUGGUGUUUACAAAGAGAUUUCACUUGCAGGCCUGCCAUGUCAAUGGUAGUCAAAGUAAUAGAGGGUCUGAUGGAUAUUGAGUCUGCCUUAGAUUACAGCUUGUCAGAUUCAUCAACUAUGGUGGCAAUGAAAAGGGAGGCAGCAUUGGGCACCACAGUCACAUUGUUGCCUUCAAUUCUAUCAGGACCCAGGUAA
Ilex paraguariensis (yerba mate) is the source of this 1383-nucleotide messenger RNA. The record is from the annotation of a GenBank genome assembly. NCBI's taxonomy places the organism in Eukaryota, Viridiplantae, Streptophyta, Magnoliopsida, Aquifoliales, Aquifoliaceae.